Molecule: messenger RNA, 333 nt
Organism: Fonticula alba
Lineage: Eukaryota; Rotosphaerida; Fonticulaceae
Exons: 3
Coding region: 1-333 (110 amino acids)
Source: RefSeq, a predicted model, not a curated record
AUGAAUGAGACCCAGCUGGCCCAGCUGGUGCACUAUGCGUCCACCCGGCCGGAGAAGUUGUCCCGGUUGAUGCUCUUCAUCCAGGCGAGUCUGAUCGAGAGUCACCGUGCCCGUGAGCUGCCCAUCACCGAAACCUACGUCCAUAUGAUCAAUGCCAUCGUGGCCGAGACCGCCGCCAGCCACGGCUCCACCUACGGCAGGCACAUUCUCGAGGUGAUCUGCUACCUGAUCCGGUGCAUGUCGGCCGAUGGUCUGCCACUGCCCAGCUCAUCCCCAUCCGACAUCCCGCUGGACGAUGUCCGCAUGGCCACGUCGUUGAGCGUUCCGUCCUGA